AGUUUGAAGGCGAGCAGCAACAACAGGAAGCGGAGAGUCUCUGCUGUUAGCUGUUAGCUGUGAGCUGCUCCACAAUCUGCACCGUCUGCUUUAUUUUCACAGGUUUUUUUUUUCUUCCUGCGGUGGAUUCACGCAGAUUUCUCCACCGACCAGACUAUGGAGCCUGAGCAACAUGUCGCUCCCUUGAAGAGGCAGAGAGUUCCUCUGUCAGACUCUGAGGACAACAUCCUCACACCUGCAGAGACCAAUGAAGGCCAAAAGCGGCGGCGCCUGGAGACUGACGGGCAGGAGAACUGCAGUCCCAAGCCGUCCUGCUCCGGGCGCUCGGCUGAGCUCGAGGUGAAGCCGGACACGCCGGCCAUCCCGUCGGUCCGCUCCAGAGUCCAGCAGCUCACACAGAGACAAGAGGGAGGAGCUGCUGUGGCCCAGAGGUGCCUGUCAGAUCCUGGAGCGGACAGCCCAGCAGUCAUCACUCAGGACAGAGCCUUCAGAGAGCAUCUCCUCAGUGAGGACGAGUUCAGUCAGCGAGUCGCACGAUUUAACCUGCCCAUCUCACAGCCGUUCCCCGUGGAGCCCAGCAGCUCAUGCCCUCGCUCCUCCUCCAAUCUAGUGUGUGACAUCCAGCAGAAACUGCAGGGGAGUGUGACGCCCAGCUCAAAGCAGGCCUCCCGCAUUCGCCAGGAGCGAGAGCAGGAGCUGCAGCUGCUGUACUCCCAUCCAAUCCGUGAGAACCCCUGGCUCAAACGCAGCACCUCUGACCCGUCACUGACUGAGCAGGGAAGGACGUCUCUUGGCUCUUCGCCUUCCUCCUGGAUUUCUCCGAGAUCCAGGAGGCGAGUCCGUUGGCCUCCGUUACAGCCCUGGGAUCAGGUAGACGGUGGUGAUGAAAUCAGACAUGGCAACCUCACUGAGAAUGCAGCAUCUGGUGCAGAGACGCAAGAGACGAAUAUGACAAGUGAAAAGGCAUCUUGUGACUCCACAGCUCCUGCCACACCUUUAGAGCUACAGAGUUCAAAUGAGGGGCAGCUGCAAACGGAGCCGCAGCAGCCAGGAGCUCCAUGCGGUCAGAGAGAGGAGCCGGCGUCCAGUCCACCCGAGAGCGUCUCCAAGGACCCCGCUGUUUCCAUAGUAUUUGAGGAGAGAGGAUCAGAGUCCUUCUCCAUUGAAGAAGAGGCUGAAUGUUCCUCAUACGGCGAGGAAGCGAUAGAGCCUUCUACAGACGAGGAGUUGAGGUUGUGGAGGUAUCCUCAGGAGAAACGCGAAGACAGAGAGCCUGACGUAGCCGAAGACGGAUGCACCAAGGAGCGACGGGGCUGGGAUUCUCCAGAAACAGAGACUGGGGAUUUUGACCUCCCUAGAGAGAGUGUAGAUGUAGAAGAUCGCCAUGCUGCUACAGAAGUGGAGGCAGACGCAGUGCAGGGACCGCAGGGCAACACAGAUAGGCCGGAACAUGAAAACCAAACGCAAGAGGUUCACAAAGUCGAGAGCAGAGGAAGCCUCAGGAAAGUCACCUUCAUCCUGGAGCCUGAGCUAAUCACUGACCCAACCCCAUCUGAGACAAAUACCUCCCUCGAGUCUAGAGGAGAGACUAGUUUGUCAGAGGCCGAGCUGAGCUCACACGAGGAGACCAACACCGCUGAUAUGAUCGACCAGAUGUUUGGGGAGGUGCUGGAGUACGCCGGACGGAUGGAGGAGGACCGCGAGGACGAUGAGGACCAUGACAGUGGUAUUGGCACUUGCUCUGGAGACAAGGACAAGAUGCACACAGAGUCCGAGAAGGAGAGAAGUGAGGAAGAGGAGGAAGGGUGCACUGAGAGCAAGACGCUUGAAACCAGCUCAGAUGAUCUGACUUUCCCUCCCAGUGGGAUCCUGUCUCCUCUCAGCAAGUCUGUGGAGGCUGUGGUCACGCCUCUGCGACUGACAGGCAGCCAGCAGUCAAAUUCUUCAUCUCCUUUCCUAACUCCAGAGGAGACCACCACCACCCUCCCUCCUGAGUCUGCUCCUCUGUACAGUAUCGAUGCUUAUCGCACGCAAAGACAAAAUAAGCCGCCCACCAUUCAGAGCGUCACUCCUGGGAUUCAGAGACGGGCCGUGGAGAAGAACUGCCCUCAGCUGUCUGUCAACAUCAAAGACAAAAUUGCGGCUCUAAAUGAGGAGGCAGGGAAGCUGCAGACGGUGAUCAACCAGACCCUGCAGGCUCUGAGCUGCUGCACUGAUGAGGAGCACGGACAGGGCUCGCUGGAGGAGGCGGAGGCCGAGAAGCUGCUGUUGGUCUCCUGCGAGAAGCGCUCGGCCCUGCUGGCUGAGGUGGCCAGGCUGAGGGAUGACAGGAGUCUGGAGUCGGACGAGGCGACAGGAGAAUUAAUUUCCCAGCAGCCAUGCAGAGGGACUGUGAGCAUCAGCCACGUCCAGUUGCCUCUCAAGGUGGAGUUUGUCUGCUCCUCACGCAACCGGACAGGUCGGCCGAGUCACUACUUCUUUGUGCUGUUCCGCUACGGGCCCUGCAACAUCGUCGCCACCCCGCUGGCCACAGCUGCCGACGCCCAGAACGGAGACACCAUCUCCUUUCCCACGUCCAUCACUCUGACGGAUAUUCGCUCUAACUUUGAGAUUGAUAUUGAAGUCUACAGCCUGUCACACACGUCAGUGAGCAGCUGCAGCGUGGACCGCACCGCCACCAAGUCGAGGGUAACGCCAAGGAAGCUUCUGAAUACCAUCACACAGAAAUCAAACAACCGGAUGACAUCUGCUGCCAUGCCCACCCUGAACCCCCGUCGCUCCAGUAACUUCUGUCUGGUGGGCUCCCAUAAGCUGACACUGGCCUCACUGGGACAGAAGAAGUUCCCUCUGGAUAAGGUGCCCUUCCUGUCUCCUCUAGAGGGCAACAUCUACCUGCGCCUGGACAGCGAGAGCCACUCCAACGUGCAGCACCAAGGCUUCCUGACCAUGUUUGAGGUCAUCAGUGGAUUCGGGGUGUGGCAUCGCCGAUAUUUUGUCCUGGAAGGAUAUCGCAUGUUCUGGUGGAACCACCCCAACGACAGGGAGUCCAAGGCGGCAGAGUGCAGCAUCUCUCUGUCCAGCUCCACCAGCCAGUGCGUCAAGCCUGUCAAGAGGGACUCGUGUGCUCGUCCUUUCACCUUCGAGCUGGUCAGCAACGUCCAGCUGCAGCAGCAGAGCAACAGCCAGGAUGCCUUGACCAAGUGUUGGUUCUCAGCCGACACCAAGCAGGAGAGGUUGGACUGGAUGGAGAAGCUGAACCAGGCUCUGCUGGACCUGCACACCUGGAGCAGAAAACCAGAGGAUCGCCAGCAGACCGAGACCUGCAGCGGGGCGAAAAUGAGGGAGAGCAUUCUGUAACCAUAAUCCAGAUGUGAUUUUGGGUCUCCUCUGCCUGCCAGGGAUUAGACUCUGCAUCUGCAUCCCAGCUCUGUCCUCCCUCUGAGGUCACACAGCCACAUCACCAGCACAUCUCCAGCAGCUCUGCAGAUUUCUCUUUGGUUUAUCUUUGGGAGACACCUGCUAGAUUGUUGCUUUUUUUUUUUCCCUGAUUUGAGUCAUUACCUGUUGGUAUUUCUUUUUUUUUCUCUGCCUUAUUGCUACUGGAACAUUUUUAGAUUUAUUCUUUUUCACGGCAGAUAUGAGGGAAUUGAUUUUUUAUUUGACUUGUGUUGGGGUGAUCAGCUGCUUUAGCCUCUUUUGGGCAAAAUGAAUCAGUCACUUUGAGUAAAUCCUGAGAUGGAGCUUCCUCUCAUGGUUUAUAGCCAUGAGGCCAAAUAUUAUAAUAUUAUAAAUAUUAUACUAUGAAUAGUGGCUUAUGGCUAUUUUCUAAAAUAUAUGUCUAGUCAUGUAGCUAUUGUACUUCAUAUCAUUUAAACUGGAAAGGUAUAUAAAUCUAUAUAGAGGCACUACUAAUAAAUAUUGAAGGACGAGAAGCUGUUUGAGCCUGUCAGUAGAAUAAGAAUGUACUAGAAAAGUGAGCAGACACUACAAGUGACCGUUUGUGUAACGAAGGCAUGAUGGUGUUGGAGUGGAAACCGUUCUCAGAGAAUAAUAUGGAUGAAAUCUC
Myripristis murdjan (pinecone soldierfish) is the source of this 4066-nucleotide messenger RNA. It is a transcript of the gene anln2, whose product is annotated as anillin, actin binding protein 2. The transcript is spliced from 25 exons. NCBI's taxonomy places the organism in Eukaryota, Metazoa, Chordata, Actinopteri, Holocentriformes, Holocentridae. The coding region runs from base 157 to 3357 and encodes 1066 amino acids. Gene Ontology annotation, biological process: mitotic cytokinesis; septin ring organization; actomyosin contractile ring assembly. Gene Ontology annotation, cellular component: actomyosin contractile ring. The record is from RefSeq and is a predicted model, not a curated record.